AGGCUUGUCUCCCUGCCUUUCUUCCUCCUGGUUGACUAGACAUGUGAUUAGCAUUGCUGUCUGCUAUUUAGUUUGCCCUGCAGUCAGUCUGGUCUGCCUUCAGAGGAAAUACUGCCUGCAGGCUACUCUGUCAACACCAAGCGCAGCACCAGGCAGCCUGCCAGCUCACAGGCAUCAACUUCAUAACUAUGCCUGGCACCACAACAGGCAAGAAGCUGGAUCUCUCCAAGCUCACAGACGAGGAGGCCAAGCAUGUUUGGGAAGUCGUCCAGCGAGACUUUGACUUGAGGAAGAAGGAAGAGGACAGACUUGGGGAGCUAAAGACCAAGAUUGAAAAAGAAGACACCAAGAGAGAGCUGCUGGGCAACCAGACCAGCCUGACUGAGUCACACUGUAUUCGAUGUCUCCAGCCCUUCAAGUUCCUGGUCAACAGCAAGCGUCAGUGUCUGGACUGCCAGCUGUACAUAUGCAAGUCCUGCAGUCUUUACAACAAGAAGGAGCAGGGCUGGGUGUGCGAUCCCUGUCGCAUGACCAGGAUCCUCAAGAUUGGUACUUUGGAGUGGUACCAUGAAAAUGUCCGUGCCCGCUUUAAGCGCUUCGGCAGUGCCAAGGUGAUGAGAUCUCUUUUCAAGAGGUUGAGUGGAGAACCCAGUUGCUCCCAGAAUGACCUUGAAGAGCCUCAUGAAUACGAUACACAGAGCAUACCGGAGGUCCAUGCAGAUGGGUAUGAGGAGAACAGUAUGGACACAACGGAUUCACAAUACUACAAGGGGAUGAAAAAGGCCAAAAGGCGGCUAACUGUCGAUCCCUUUGAUUUUGAACCGGGCUUUGACAACUUCAUCUAUUCAAGAGGACGGCCAAACCAGGCCCCAGUCUCCCAUAACAUCAUGGACAUGGAUGUAGGUGAGAGGGAGUCAAUGCUUGCUGAGGCCGAUAUGGCCUCUGUUUUCCACCAGAUUUUGGAGGAGCAACGCAAAGGUCUGCAUCUGGGAAUGGCUCCACAGCAAGAUAACCUUGCAUACCCAGACAACCAACCUACUCCAUCUCACUCCAUCUCCCAACUCAGUUACUCCUCAUGUGGCAGUGGAAGUGCUUGGGGCCCCCGGGGCAGCAGCAGCUAUCUGCCCGGCCCCGAUGACCUAGAGGAAGAUGACCACUGCCAGCACUACCCUCUCUACCAGUCUCAUCUGGGCCACUGCAGCCACACCUCCCAGGAGAGCCUGAACUCACCAAAACCUUCGCCACAGAUCACUGACCUGAACAGACGCAUGUCAGCCAUUGAGACCCUCUUGAACCACUUAGAGCAGAAGGUCACCUCAACGUACAAUGAGACCAGUCAGGCUCCUCUGACUCCAAACAGCACCUCUCCUCUUCCUCAGUGGGAGGAAGUGGACUUAGAAGAGCAGCAACUGAGACAGAAGCUGCACGAAAUGACAGACAACAUCAGUGACCACGGCCUAACCUCUGAUGAGGACGAGCCCAGCAGACCACACUCCUCCCAAGAAAUCCCAGCAUGGAGGGGCCCACAGGGAGAUGCAAAGCCCACCAAAAUACCUACCAGGCCCUCAUCCAGAACAAGCAUUGUUCUCUGCAGACUUGAGGAGGAGCAACCUCGGCUGACUGACUCUCAGAAGUCAACAGAGAGCCUGGAAAGGAAGUUGCACCCUCUAGAGGAGGGAUCAAAGGCAAGCUUUAAAGGCUCAACAGCCUUACUGGUUGAGCUGGAGGACCAGGUAGCCCAGGCAGCUGCCAACGUCCAGAACGCCCAGAGUGAGGUCUCUUACAUAGAGAACAGGAUUGCUGCCCUGAAUGCUGCCGGCAUGCCAGUGGAUAAAAGAAGGUCUGCGAUCCCGAUCCAAGCAAGAAGACUUUCCCACAACUUUCCCACAAGCCAGGUGGACAGGUUUGUGAGGAACUCCCUCUACAGGGGCUCCCUGACUCAGAGGAACCCAGUGGCCAAGCCCAAGACCAGGGCUACCUGUGCGAAACCAGUAAUGACGCAGGGCUCAUGAGGAGGAGGCUGAGCAUUAUAUGACUGAUGAGUUUUUCUGGUGACAACAUUUAUUACAGUUUGUCAUAAACUGCAAUUGGAAUGAAAGAGAUUCAGAGAUUGUCAGCUGGGAUGGGAGUGCUUACAUUUAUAUUUAAAAUGUUUCUGUGUUAUUUUAUUGGGAUAGAUCCAUACCCUAUUGAUAUUAUAUGCUGGAGUGAUACAUGAUAUGCACUAACUUUGCUAGAUAUAAAUCUUAGUUUGCACUUAUGAUUUGCAUACAUUAACAUCCAAGUUAAUGUGUUCACCUUAAAGGGAAAGUUCUGAUUUUUUGAAGUGGGGUUGUAUAGGUCACUUAUCUAUUGACAGUAUAUUACAUACAGUAGAUGUCAGUCAGCACCCCCAGUUUAGAUAAGCAGGCUGGAGUCCGACAUGAAAGCUAAGCAAUGUACUGCUGCAGAGGAGUCAGAAACAAAACAUAUUUUAGCUGCCUAAAAAAAUCCCACCUAAUAAAAACAAUAUCAGUUUAAAUGUACACUAUAUUUAAAAUAUCUUCCCUACUUUACUUUAAUGUCAGACGGUAACGGGAAUAUGAGGCCAUUAUAUCACUGUCUUCAAAGCCAGCCAAAACAGUCAUUUAACAUUGCUGAACACAGGAGCUGCUGGUCUACUGCUGUUUCAGUCAGUUAGCUAGUUUGUGCUAUUGUGUGACUUUGGUGUUCAGAGGGGUUAGUUCAGAUUCGCCAAAGUCAAACAAUAAGACAAAUUGACUGAUGCAGGCAGUGGUAGAUCAGAAGCUCCCGAGUUCAGCGAGCUAAAAAUACUGUUUUUCUUGAUAGAGUCUGGUGGCUUUGAAAGUAUUUAACUGAAGCCGCUGACAGUUUCCCCAUCAGAGCAGGCUGUCUGACAGAAAAGUAAAGCAGUAAAAACAUUCUCAAUAUAGCGUACACCUAAACGGAUAAUGAUUUUUUGAGGUGGGAGUUUUUUUAAGGUGAUGUUAAGGUGACCCCCAUCCACAUAGCAUCCAUGUUGGACUCCAGUCUGCUUCUCCAAACUGGGCAUAUGCUAACUGAAAAUACACUGACUAUGGAUAAGUACCCCAUACAACACCACUUCAAAAAAUCUGAACUCUCCCUUUAAUGUGCAAACGCAUAUGCAUUUGCAGUUGUAAUCUGAAGUCCAUAGGUAUUUAUUCUAAUAUUCACAUGGUACAAAUGAAAACAUAAAACUUAAUGAAAUUGUUUCCAGAUUAAAGCAACAUGUUGAAUUGUGCUAUUUGUAGCCAUUCAGAAUACAGUGCAAUAAGAAACUACAAAUCUGUUUGAAAUACUUUUACAUUUCUUUUUCUUUUCUUAUUUUAAACAUUUUGUGAUGUUUUGUUAAUAUCUUCAGAAAUAGUUGUGAGGCUAAAUUAUCUGCAUCAUUUGAAUGAUAUCAUAGUUAGUACAGCAAGUUUCAUAAUGGCUAGUUAAAGUUAUAGUGAUGUAUAUGAAUCAAAUAAAUAUAGACAUCAAUGCACAUUCCUUGUGAAUACUAUGGCACAAUAUCAAAAUGGCAUUUAUGUUCAACUUUGACUUGUGUAAUCUUUUCUUCUCUCUCAUAUUCAUGUCAUAAAAGCUUAAAUGAUUUUUUUUUUUUUUAUUAUUGUCACCAGUGAUUUAAAUAGGAACUAUUUGAAAGUUACUGGUGCACAAUACACAUUUAUAAAUGUUUAUGUUGUCAAUGAUAAAGGAAUAGCCAUAUUUUUGAUUUGAAGAUGGUUUAAUGAUUUCCAUUAGCUGUUUGCACAUACAAAUGGAUGACAAACUAAAGAAAAAACCUAAAUUAAUGAAGAGCAGAGAAACACACAAAUGCAGGAGCUUCCAUGCAGGUUACAAAGAGUCACUAAAUGACAGUGAUAUAAAUCAUAUGGCCUUUGCAGUCACAGGAUUUCCUGGAAUUAGUCACACAUCUGUAGAUGUUUAACAUUGUAUUCUCUUUUAUUCUAUUUUCAGUUAAAGCCUCACUUUCAUUAUAUGUGUAAUUCUAAUUAUGCAGUUACAUCGUUUGUCUCAUUAGUAUAAUUAAAUUAUUUACAAACUUAACUGACACUGGCAUUUUUUUUCUUUUUAAUAACUAAUGUAGUUAUGACCUUGUGAUCACAAAUGUAACAUCAAACAGCAUUUUCUACCACAGUUCUUUCAUGCAUUUGUUUGCCAUUGUUGCCUCUUCCUGCAGCAGAACUGAGAUAUCUCUUUUAAAUCAUGCUUUUGUUGUUGACACAGUCUUGGCAGCUUCCAUUCAUUCGUGUCUGUUGGGGUUCCUUGGCCUGGGAUCAGCACAGAGUCUUCUUCUUAUUUAUAUGUAUUUUUAAUUUUAGUUGUUGGUUGUCAUGCCUUUACAUGACUGAACAUCCCUGUUUGAUCCUUGUAUAGGAUCGCACCAGUGGGCACUCGACAGAUGCUUUCAAGGUGCUUAACAUAACAAGAUUAUUUUAAGAAAUGGACAUUCCAAAGAGACUAAUUUAUAAUACAGAAAUGUUAAAAUUGACAUGCACAACAUUUUCAUAUCCAUAACAUGAACUGACUCACAAAAUAUCUAUCAAUCAUCCAUUCUCACCUACUCUUCUCGGGCCAGGUCUGAGUGCAGCAGACUGAGCUAGGUACUCCAGAUGUACCUCUCCUUAGCAACGCUUUCCAGUGCCUCCUGGAGGAUCCCAAGAUGUUCCUGGGUCAGAUGACAUUUAUCAUCCUGUCAGCGUUUUCUGGGUUGACUACAGGGCCUCCUACCAGUUGAAUAUGCCUGGCAAACCCCCAAACCACCUCAACUGGCCCCUUUCAUGAAAAAGCAGCAGCUCUACUCUGAUCUCCCUCUGGAUGUUCAAGCUUCUUACCCUAUCACUAAGGCUGAGCCCAGCCACCCUACAGAGGAACCUCAUUUCCACCGCUUGUAUUCACAAUCUCAUUCUUUCAGUCACUACCCAAAGCUCAUGGCCAUCGGUAAGGGGGUUCAUAGAUGGACCUGUAAUUUGAGAGCUUUGCCUUCCAGCUCAGCUCCCUCUUUGCCAUGGUAGUAUAGUGCAAUGCCCACAUCACUGUUGAUGCUGCACUAAACCGUCUGUCCAUCUCAUACUCUAUUUUACCCCCACUCAUGAACAAGACCCAGAGACACUUAAACCUCUAUACUAGGGGCAGGAACUCUCUCCCAACCAAGACAGGGCAAUCCACCAUUUUCCAGGGCAGAACUAUGGCCUCAGACUUGGAGGCACUUACUCUCUUCUUAUACAGUAAUUGCAUGGUUCAGUUUGCCAGAACUUCUUCGAGGCCAAUCAAAAAUCCUUCUCCAAAGCCCUUCCAACCUCCUCCCAGAACCAGGUUUUGGCUUUGGCAACUGGUAAAGUUGCCACCCUUCUGGCCAAUCGAUACUUAUCUGCUGCGUCAGGAGAGCCCUGAGCAAACUAAACCCAAAAGGCCUCCUUCAGGUGUCCACUAGCAGGUUAUUAGGUUGCUGCCAUGACAGGCACAACUUAAGCAGCCACCUCAGCAAUGGAGGUUUUGAGCAUGGCCCACUCUUAUUCCAUGUCCCCUAUGUCCCUGAGGAUGCACGAAAAAUUCUUCCUGGAUGUGGGAGUUGAAGACCUCAUGAAUAGGGGCCUCAUGGUGUUCUGUUACCAAUUACACCUAUGAAGCACCUUCUGUUCAAACAUGGUGUUCAUUAUGGCUAAUCCAUGACUAGCACAGAAGUCCAAUAAUCAAACACAACUCGGGUUCAGAUCAGGCAGAUUGUUUCUCCUAGUGAUCACUCUCCAGGUUUCUCUAUCGUUUGCUCAUAUGAGCAUUAUCGUCCCCCAGAAGAACUAUAGUGUCCUCAGUCGGUACCUUUCCAGGACACCACCCAGAGACUCCAAGAAGGCCUGGUGCUCCGAGCUGCUGUUUGGUGCAUAAGCAAGACCUCUUCUCAUGGAUUUGCAGUUGCAGGAGACCAUCUUGUUACCCAGGGAGAACUCCAACACAGUGACGCUCAGCCAGGAGUUUGUAAGUACUCUCACACCCACCCAGCACCUCUUAUCCUUGGCAUCUCCAAACACAGGUGAGAGUCCAGCCCCUCUCCAGGAGUUUGGUUCCAGGAUAUAAGCUACAGUUUAGGUUUAUGAAAACUUUUGCCUCUAUGAAAAUAUUUUUUUUACUGGUUGAAAUCUUUGGGCAGACAACAAGUUAAGUCAAGAAAAUGCACCUUUUUGAAAAGCAAAUGAGCAUGAAUGGCUGGACAUAAUUUAAAUGUAACUAAAUGUUUGGCGCGGGUUGGGUGCGGGUCUCUAAAUUUUGGAAGAUAAUUACGUCGGGUGGGUGGCGGGUGGAUGAUUGAUGAGUGCACGAGGAUUCGGGUGCGCUCAAACGCCAUCCGCACAUCUCUACCAGACAGGUAGUGUUUGACUGGGAUGACUAUGGGAAAUGAAGAACAGAAAUCACUGUUAUAAAAAAAUGUCUGUGUCUGAUACUGUGUAUCACAUAUUGUUCUUUAGGAGUGGGUGACGUCAGCAUAUCAACACAUUGCUGCCCCUCCUGCUGGAAUAAAGAUAUGAUGGAACAGCUGAUAGAUUAUGACACCAGAACCUCAGAGGAACCACCUUAUAAAGCAGAAGAAGAGAAGGAUUUCUCUGGUUCAGUCUUCAUUCCUGUACCUAUUCAGCUCCCGUGGUUUUUACAUCCAGGCAGCCAGUGAAGUUUGGCUCAGCAAACUAUCCGACAAGGAAUCUUCUAAACAGUCGAGCUGCAAUGAGG
This is a messenger RNA of Epinephelus fuscoguttatus (brown-marbled grouper), 6750 nucleotides long. It is a transcript of the gene mlphb, whose product is annotated as melanophilin b. Gene Ontology annotation, molecular function: myosin binding; actin binding; small GTPase binding. Gene Ontology annotation, cellular component: cortical actin cytoskeleton. Gene Ontology annotation, biological process: intracellular protein transport. Lineage: Eukaryota; Metazoa; Chordata; Actinopteri; Perciformes; Serranidae. The transcript is spliced from 18 exons. The record is from RefSeq and is a predicted model, not a curated record. The coding region runs from base 189 to 2012 and encodes 607 amino acids.